Messenger RNA from Nerophis lumbriciformis (worm pipefish), 1839 nucleotides. The record is from RefSeq and is a predicted model, not a curated record. NCBI's taxonomy places the organism in Eukaryota, Metazoa, Chordata, Actinopteri, Syngnathiformes, Syngnathidae.
AUGGUGGGACGGGUGGCUGCUUUAUUUCUGUUCCUGCUGCACAACUGUCUGACAGAACAUGUUUUUCUUGACAGCCAGCGCGCUUCAGAGGUCCUGAUCCGAAUGCGACGAGCAAACCAGCUGUUUGAAGAGGUAAAACCAGGGAACCUGGAGAGAGAAUGUGUGGAGGAAAUUUGCGACCACGAAGAGGCCCGAGAGGUGUUCGAACAGCCUGAUAAAACAAAAGACUUCUGGGAGAAAUACAUAGACUGCAAAGGGACAACGCUGGACCGAACACUGGCCAAUGUAGGGAUCAUCCGGGAUUGUAUAGCAGGUCAGUGCAUUUCCGGCAAAGGAAUGAAAUAUGAAGGAGAUAUCUUCAUCACAAAAUCUGGUAAACGCUGUCAAAGAUGGAGAGAUGGCUUCCCGCAUCCCAUAAUUAGGGAGUUCAAUGCUUCAGAACCAGGCAGCAUCCUAAAAGAAAAUUACUGUCGAAACCCGGACGGCCAAGAUGAAGGACCUUGGUGUUUCACUCAGGACCCGACGGUCCCGAAGGAGACCUGCAGUGUCCCAAUAUGUGGGAUACCCUUUGUUCCACCGACUGAGCCUCCGAUACCAAAACAGCCGAGCAAUUGCUUAAUAGAAAAUGGUAUAGACUACAAUGGUGACCUGUCUGUUACCCUUGGGGGUCACACCUGCCUGCCCUGGUCCCUUCCAGAAGUUCAGAAGCUUAGCCAGGACAAGGAUUUUUUACCUGAAGUUAGUCUAGAUAGUAACAAGUGUCGUAACCCUGACAAUGACUCAGAGGGCCCAUGGUGCUAUGUGCGGAUAUCUGGGAAUGUGACAUUGGAUUACUGCGACCUCCAUCUAUGUGAGGAGGAGCUGCGCAAUCUCGACUCACCGGACGUGUCUGAUGGCCGCGAGCGCUCUGUCCACGGACCCGCCAAGAAGGUUUUUUUUAACCCUCGGACUUUUGGACAAGGAGAAACCUUGUGUGGUGAGCGGCCAAUGUUUGAGAAGUUGGGCAAGGAGGAUGGCAAUGAGAAGGAGCUGGAGGAGUCAUACCGACAACAGCGUAUAGUUGGGGGCACUGAUGCCGAGGUGGCCUCUGCUCCAUGGCAGGUGAUGUUAUACAAACGAAGCCCUCAGGAGCUCCUGUGCGGCGCCAGCCUCAUCAGUGACCAAUGGAUCCUCACGGCAGCUCAUUGCAUUUUAUACCCACCCUGGAACAAGAACUUCACCACCAAUGACAUCUUGGUGCGCCUUGGCAAACACAACAGAGCAAAGUUUGAACGUAACAUUGAAAGGAUCGUAGCGAUCGACAAAAUAAUCGUCCACCCAAAGUAUGACUGGAAAGUGAAUCUGAACCGAGACAUCGCAUUACUGCAUAUGAGGCGGCCGAUUAUCUUCACCAACCAGAUCCACCCUGUUUGCCUGCCCAACAAAAAGGUUGCCAAAAUGCUAAUGACUGCAGGAUUCAAAGGUCGAGUGACCGGCUGGGGAAACUUGAAGGAAGCCUGGACCCCAUCUGGGAGAGCUUUACCUACAGUUCUUCAGCAAAUCCAUCUGCCCAUUGCAGAUCAAAGUACCUGCAAAAGCUCCACCUCAGUCAGGAUCACUGACAACAUGUUCUGUGCUGGAUAUAGACCAGAAGACACAGAACGAGGUGAUGCUUGCGAGGGAGACAGCGGUGGACCAUUUGUGAUGAAGCAUCCGUCAGAGAAACGCUGGUACCAGAUUGGCAUUGUAUCUUGGGGUGAAGGCUGCGACCGCGAUGGAAAGUACGGCUUCUUCACGCAUGUUUUCAGGAUGAGCAGGUGGAUGAGGAAAGUCAUUGAAAACUCUGAUGGUGAUGAAUAG